This is a messenger RNA of Lytechinus pictus (painted urchin), 34698 nucleotides long. RefSeq lists its product as uncharacterized. The coding region runs from base 1420 to 34698 and encodes 11092 amino acids. The transcript is spliced from 74 exons. The record is from RefSeq and is a predicted model, not a curated record. Lineage: Eukaryota; Metazoa; Echinodermata; Echinoidea; Temnopleuroida; Toxopneustidae.
AUUGCAUAGAUUGCUUUAAAACAACUUUUGACAUUUCAUCUAAUCACAUAAAAAACAGCAAAUGAGAAAGUGAGAAAUAGUAUUCUAAAGAAUUUGUCAAAUUACAUAUAAUACUUAGCAAGAAACAUUCUUUUAAUUUUGAUCAAUAUCCCUAUCAAAUAUUUGUAGCUGUCCAAAUGUAUUUUCAUACCCUUUUCUUUAUCCUUCCCUUCUUCCUAGCAAUUCAAGACCUAAUUCUAUUAUUUUGUAAGUUAACAAGUACAAUGAUGAUAUGUACAUGUUCUUUUUUUUAAUGUAUUUCAACAAGAAUGUUGUGUUUCUUUUGUUGGUAAAUUAAUUGUUAUGCAUGUUUUUCAUCUUAUUUAUUUCAAUGGACAAAUGUAUUUUCAAGUAUAAAACUACAUAUUUUAAAUCAUUUAACUAUGAUGCACAUGUCUUUCUAUUAUAUAUGUUUCAAAAGGCAGGAUUGGAAAGUUGAUAUUACUAUAGUAAUUACAAUUCAUUCUUUCCAUGUUUUUAUAUCUAUAUACACUAAUAGGCAAGCGUUCUUAUUGUCGAAGGAGGUGCCAAGGUAUAUGGGAAGAACCUGGUUCUAGAAAGUGUAAAUAUGACUGUGGAUGAUGGUGGUUACAUAGACGUCAGUGAUGGAGGACAUCUUGCUCAACAAGGACAGGGUGCAGGGAUAAGUCAUCGCCUCGGUGGCAGUGGGGCAUCUCAUGCUGGUCUUGGUGGUAGAGGGGGGUGUCAGGGGUAUGUCACAUGCACCCUUCCCAAGAAUCUUCCUUAUGGUAACCUCUACAAUCCAAGGGACUUUGGCAGUGGUGGGGGUGGAGCAAGAGGUGGUAUCGGUAAGUAGAUAUGUUCCCUUUCGUAAAUUAACUUUCCCCUAAUACUAAUAGUGCAUGUUAUCAUGGUUAUGACGUUUUUAGGGGGCUGUACACAGAUGUUUCCGAGCAGGCAGGUGGGCUGACUUAUAAAAACAAUAAAUGUAUUCAUAUUAAUGAAGAAAAAAAAGGAUGAAUAAGUCAACUUCUGCGCAGAAUUUACUUACCACAUCACUACUGCAUGAAAUAAAAAGUGAAGAAGUAGGUUGACACAAUGACAUCAUAGAAUCAUGAUUCAAACAUCGUUCACUAUAUCAACUUUUUUUAAAAACAUGAUUCUGUACCAAUGUCCCUUUUUGUGAUUUGAGACACAUUAACUUUUGAUUAAACGCAACCAUGAUUCUGCGAAACCAUCUUUCAAAACGUUUUUCAAGUCAUCAUUCUAGCUGAAAAGUCGUGAUUGAACGCAGCCAAGUUUGAAAUAAGAUUUCAAUUACAAAAUGUUCAUAUGUUAUUAUGUACUGUGUAAAAACCUCUAGGUGGGGGAACUCUGCAGAUUCAAGUAGAUGAUGUUCUUCAAGUAGAUGGUACUAUAAUGGCUGAUAGUCUUGAUCUAGCCCUGACCUCAUCUGGAUCCGAUAGCUCUGGCGGCAGUGGAGGAAGCAUCCUAAUUGAGUCAGGAGCUUUUAUUGGUGGACACACAGGUUCAAUACAGGCAUUGGGCGGUGCUGCAAAGUACACCAACGGUGGGAGCGGUGCCGGAGGCCGCAUAGCUAUAUACCACCAAACAAAUGUUACCCAUGGAGAAUACCGAGGCUCACUGAGGACGGAGGGUGGUCCAGUAGGCAUGGGUGGUGCUGAGGCAGGAGCAGCUGGUACUGUGUACAUCAAGCACCUUGAUACAGGGUUCUCUGUGCUCAAGGUCGACAACGGUGGUAGGAAGCCAAUCACCAAGGAGAUUGAAAAUGUUGGUACACGGCUUAAUUUGGCCGGUGGAACUCGGUCCAAGUCUUCAGUCUACACAGCUACCUCUGGUGUCAGAGUCUCUUCAAGUGGACCAACCUAUGAUCCUUAUCCCCAUCAUGAUGAUUAUUACUAUCUGGCAUACCUCUUUGACCAGUCGUAUAAUGGCGAUGCAAGGUCAUACUACAGAAGCAGCUAUCACAGUGUGGUCUUGACCUUUGACCUUGGAGAAAUCUUCUUUCUGAAUGUAAUCAGAGUUCAUGUCCAAUGUAAUGCUCUUACAAAGUUCAGGGUGGAGUCUUCUUUAGGAGGUACCAUCCUGCCAAUAACUACAGACUAUGUCCUUCCUCCAAACCCAUGCCGUGGGUCUGGCCCUUAUCUGGAACUGUCCGUUAAACGAAGGGCCGACACUAUCAAAUUCCAUUUGACUUCCACUCAAUCAAGUUCUGUGACUUACAGUGAUGCUGCAUUGUCAGAAAUCGAGAUCUUUAUUGAUGAAUCUCAUGUGCACUCCAGGUAUGAACACAGAGGACUAGACAGUGCAAGGACCUGGAUUGAACCUGCUGGAACCAGUUCUCACCAGUUUGAUGAGGUUUAUAUACUUGGAGGUGCACACCUGGCUUUCAUGCCACUAGAUUACAACCUUACUGAGCCGGUUUCAGUUCAAGUUGGCCAGCUGUAUGGGGAUACAACUGGCUAUAUUCACCUUGGUUUCAAGCAGUCCAUGUCUAUCAACAUCACUCAUCCUGAUAUCUCCUUCAAUACAAGGGUCUAUGAGGAAGGAAGACUGGUGAUGCCUUCUAGGGCAUUCUUCAAAGGAGUUGAGCUUAUUUCUUCAGGAAAUGUUGCAGGGAUUGAUGAUCUGUUUGUCUUUGAUGGUGGUUUUGUUCACUUGGAUGCCAAUGGUAGCCUUGGUUAUGACAGCGAUCCUAGAGAACACACUUUGUCUAGUCUACACAUACAAGAUGGCGGGACCUUCUGGCUGGAGAGCAUAGAUGUUUGUGAUCGUGUGAGCCUGUCUGCAUACAACAUCACUGUGUAUGGAGGAGGUCACUUUCAGUCUAACGCUGGUCUCAAUAUCUCGGCAUCUCAUCUCUUUGCUAUUUACUCUGGUGGUGAACUCAAUCUUGAUCGUUCUGGUUUCCAGACUUGGUCUUCCAUCCAGCUUGGAUCUACACUCGUCAGGGGACCGGGCCAGGGCUAUGGUGGUGUUUCUGGUGGUAGUGGAGGAGGUCAUGGUGGAAGUGGAGGUCGGGGGUCAGGUCAAUCUCUUGUUGGUCUGGCCUAUGGCUCUAUCUAUGAUCCCACAGACUGUGGAAGUGCAGGAGGCUAUGGAGAACACUAUGGUGAGCUGUAUUUUGGAUCUGAACCUACCAAGAAUACAGUUCAGUUGCGCGGCAUUGGAGGCAGAGGAGGCGGAGCUUUGAAAGUUACAUCACGUCAUGUGAUCAUUGAUGGCAUUAUAUCAGCCAAUGGUGAACCUUCAUUAUAUGCCAGAGCAGGAGGAGGAUCUGGAGGGAGCGUUUGGGUAGAGUGUGAGGAGCUGGAUGGCUUUGGUACCAUCUCUGUUGAUGGAGGCAAUGGUCAGCUUGAAGGAGGAGGAGGUGCAGGUGGAAGGGUUGCUAUUAACUACCAGAACAUGGUCAACUUUAAUGGCACCUUCACAGCUACUGGAGGCAGUUCAUCCAAAGAAGAUGGUGGAGCUGGAACAGUGUACCUGGAACGUCAUGAACUCCUGUCAAACACAUCUAGACAAGUCACCCACAAGAUAAUCAAGGUCAACAACAGAGGGCGUUCUGAGCCUCGUUCGUUAGAUGGAUCGCAGGAACCUCUACGUAACCUCCUGGAUGGACUCUAUGAUGAUAUUACAGAAGCUGGAGGGAUAACGUGGCUGUGGCAUACUGAUAAUGAAUAUGGGUUUGACGAGAUUCAUCUUCAUGGAAAUGCACAUGUUGCAAUUCUGAGUAACACUUCUGGGGAGACAAUCACUGUUGUUGGAGGAGAACUGUACGGGGAUCGUUCGGCAGUGAUACACAUUGGCAAGAAUCAAUACCUUCACUUCAACUUCACGGAUGUCUACUUUGCUACCAAUGUUCUCCUCUAUAGAUAUGGUGAGCUGACAGUUCCUCCCAGACUCAGCAUGAGGGAUGUUUGGAUGGAUAUCAAGGGGACGUUUAACGGCAUUGAUCAGUUUACAGUAGAUGAAGGUGGUCAGCUGACUAUGUGGUCAGUUGGACGGUCAACUGGUCAACCAGUGGGUGUCUAUGAGUGUGUCAACAUGACGGUCAGAUCAGAAGGAAAUGUGAAGAUGUUAGCAGUGGAAGGAGAUGAUGACAUCACAUUCCAGACCACAUACCUUAUCAUCCAGGCUGGUGGGAUAGUAGAAACCAAUCGCUUGAUCAUCUCUGCUGAAAAUAUUACCAUUGAUUCAUCAGGAUCACUUAAUGCAGAUCACCGAGGACAUCCAGCUGGAGAAGGUCCUGGGGCUGGUCUGCCUCGCUCUGCAUUCCCUGGCGUCCAGGGUGGAUCAGGGGCAGGACAUGGUGGACGAGGGGGACGAUCCUAUGGAGGGAUCUACUCUGCUUGGUCCUAUGGUUCCACUCACAUGCCUCGACAGAUGGGCAGCGGUGGAGGUCCUGGUGGAUCUGGUGGUAAAGGGGCAGGUUCUAUGUGGCUGCUUGUCAAUGAUACCUUAAGGGUCGAAGGUCUUCUCCAUGCUAACGGAGAGGAUGGAUAUGCGAGAUCAGGAGGAGGAUCUGGUGGAAGUCUUCUCCUGGAUGUCUUUCAUCUUGAUGGGUCUGGUAUUAUCGAAGUCAGGGGAGGCAGCGCCAGCAAUGGUGGAGCGGGAAGCGGUGGUAGGGGUGCCAUUUACUACCAGCAUAGCAGCUUCACCGGUGACCACCUUAUGCAAGGGGGCAUGGCAUCAGAGCAAAAUGGCGCUGCAGGAACCUUCUACCUCCAACAGAACACAACGGAUGGCAUCACAGUCUAUCGCCAUUUAGUGGCAGACAAUGACCAGCAAUCGUCCACAUCGAUGGUCGUUGAAGAAGAAAGUCUCACCUUAAGAGGAUCAUUUUCCUAUGGAUCUCUCUCGUAUACGUCAUACAGUGGAGUGAUUGUCGAGACCUCUCAUAGUCCUUACAAGCAGUCGUCUUCAUCGUCUCAUUCAUAUAAUGCUCUGAGCAAUAUGUUCAACCCUGUCUCUGGUGCUUAUGUCACCCAUACCUCAGCCCCUGUCAUAGUCACCAUCACACUUCCUUUCACCGUCUAUGUCAAGGCUAUCAAAAUCAAUCCUGUAUGCAGUGGUUGGGGUUAUGGAACUCAGUUCCGCAUCGUUGCCUACUCUGAGACAGAAGCUGAUGUAGCAGAUGUGACCAAUGGGUUUGUAAGCACUCUCGGGUGCUCUGGAAUUUAUCAAGGAUUCUACCAUGUCAGAAAAGAUGUCAUUAGGUUUGAGAUUCACCUCCAAGGAAAUGCAGGAUUUGCUUCUUUGAGGAAUGUUGAGAUCUUGUCAACAGAGAACCCCUUAGCUACAGAGCAAUCAAGGUAUUCUGCCCAUCCUGAAACACUCAUAGUGACAUCAUCAGAGGAAUCCUCAGCACUUCAUUAUGACAAGAUCACAGUGAAAGGUGGAGCCAAACUUGGAAUAACUGGCAAUUCUUCAAGUCUCUCACUCAGAGAAAUUCUGACUGGUGAUCAUACUGGUCAGAUCACUGUCAGAACCGGACAGUCACUCGAUGUCCAGAUACCUAGGAACUUCUUGACCAUUUCACUCUUGGCCAAAGUCAACAGCUCCAUCACUUUGUCUGAAGUAGUAGAGUGUCGUCGUAUUGGCAUGAAAAUAUAUGGUGAGCUUCACAGACUAGAUAGACUGACAAUUGGUGACCAGUGCAGAGUGAGCAUGGAAAACCCUACUUUCACUCGACUUGAGAUUGACCACCUGGACAUCAAGACCUUUGGUUCUCUGGACAUAAACAAUGAAAAUGAUGGACAUACUACAAUCCUUGGAACGAAACUCGAUGUGAGGAGUGGAGCCCAGAUGAUGUGUGGAGAUCUGAAGAUUGAUUACGAUGAUAUCAGUUUUGAGCCAUCAAGUCUUCUCCAGGUUGGAUUCUCACCAAACUAUGAGCAUCAUCCAUAUGAUGGAAUAGGGCUUGGUUUAUCAGGUGCUUCCGGAAGCUCAGGUGCAGGUCAUGGCAGCAAUGGAGGACAGGGCCAAUCUCAGCCUAUUGCUGGGGCAUCCUACGGUUCCUUCAUGACCCCUGAUACCUUUGGGUCAGUUGGAGGUCACUCCGUCUUCCCCCAUCGUGGAGGAUCCCCCGGAGGACGUCUCUUCCUCAGUGCCAACCGGAGUUUCCACAUUGAUGGUACUCUAGAUGUAUCAGGUGGAGCUGGGACAUCCCCUAAUGCAGGUGGUGGAAGUGGAGGAAGUAUCUGGAUUGAAACAGAGACAUUCAAUGGAGAUGGCUCCAUCAAUGCCCUUGGAGGAGAUGGAGAGGGAAGUGGAGGCGGAGGUGGAGGUGGAGCUGGUGGGAGAGUGGCCGUUUAUUAUACCUACAACCACUUCUCAGGUUCAUUUGUAGCAGCUGGUGGAGUGUCAUCCUACGAGCCUGGUGGUCCAGGAACAGUAUACCUUCACAAGCUUCAACCAGUCAAUGGCACCUCAUUCCUUGAUGCUUCCAGCCCUGAAGGACAGAUCAUGCACGACUCCAAUGUCUCAUCCCCUCUCACCAAUCGCACACUCUACCUUAACAACCUAGGACGCCUGCCAAGAUCCAAGAACCGAAAUCUCACUGAACUGUACUCGGAAUACCAGUCAGCCACGACUAUCACCUGGUUAGAGCCUUCUGUGCCCGCAAAGAUAGCCAUUCAGAGGAAUAACCAAUCGCACAAUUACUCCGAUGACUUCGUCAUAGAUGAAUUGCAUGUGUACGGAGGUGCAGAAGUUGCUUUCAUUGAUCCUCUGCAUCCAGGAUCACAGUUGAUGAUGCGUCUUGGAACCAUCGGUGGCGACCGUACAGGUCGGAUGCUCAUCGGCUUCAAUCAGACCAUGGAGGUGAUACAGCCAGAUUUUCCUCUCAGCGUUGAUGUCUAUAGAGGAGGAGAGAUAGUUCUCUAUGGAGAACUGAUUGUCAGUGGUGUGACAUUCAACAUUGAGGGCGUCCUUCCCUAUGCAGAAAAUAUUACCAUCAGGGAUGGAGGGGUACUUAACAUGCAUGAAAUGAUAGGGCUGGAUGGUGAAGCAACAGAGACGGUUCUCUUCAACUCUAUCAACAUCAGGAAUCAUGGGACAUUCUUAACUCACAAUGGGAAAAACAGGAGGGCUCUGAUCGGCGAUUAUUUACAGGUUUAUGGUGGAGCAUCGUUGCUCUCAACUAAUCUCUAUCUUGAAGUUCGUACAGUCAUAGUAGAUUCAUAUGGGACAAUCAGUGUUCUUGGGUCAACGAAGGAAUCAGCAGAAGGACCUGGCGGAGCAUUCAUGAACUCUGGUGCUUCCCAUGGUGGAGAAGGGGGCGGUGAAAACUCUUUGGUGCCGGUACCCCAAGCCUAUGGUUCCUUCACCACUCCUACAGAGUUUGGGAGUUCCUCCAGCUCAGGAACCAAUGGUGGUGGCAUUCUUAGUGUUUUGAUCUCGGAUUUGAGAGUUGAGGGUCGUCUUGAGGCAAAUGGAAUGAAUUCCGGGGAUUUCGGCGGGGCGAGUGGUGGCAGCAUCAUGAUACAAGCAGAAACAAUACACGGAACUGGUGUCAUCUCGGCAAAUGGAGGUGCAGGGACAUGUGGGGGAGGGGGUGGAAGAAUGGCACUGUACUAUAAACACCUCAGCGAUGGCGUGACCCAUGAGGUCAGAGGAGGUCAAGGGUCAUUGUAUGAACACGGAGCAUCAGGAACAGUCUAUCUGAAGGAAGAAGGGGAUGUGGAGCGAAAGAUUCUGAAAUCUUACAACCAUUUUGCCAGAGCAAGCUCACAGGUCAGAAGAACGGUUGUUCCUCUUCCUCCAGACCCUGAUCUUGACCAUGAUCUCGACCUCCUGGACAUUGGUCAGUAUGCUCACGUUGAGCUUGAAGCAGUGGACAUUCAUGGUGACCCUGCAACCGAUGACUCUCGUAGAACACUUCACACGUCUGAUAUCGCUGGUGAUCUGCUGGGAGUGCUUCAUGUAGGAGAGAAUGAUAGUAUACAGAUUGGGGCUAAUGCUACUUCCAGGAUACCGUUCAGCAUCACUGUUUACCAGGAUGGAAGAGUAUCCCUACCACCAAAGUCUGUCUUCCAGGGUGUAGACCUCACCAUGCUGGGAGGAAGAUUAGAAAGAGUCGACUUGUUGGAGAUCGCAAAGCACUCCCGAUUCACCUUUGACCCCAGUGCCAGCAUCAAUUCUGAGCAGCCCAGUGAUAUCGACCUGGCUUCCCUACUCCUGUUAGGAGGAGGAACCAUGGAAUAUAUGGGAAGCCCAGCUGGUGAUGAUGAGAUGAAGAUGAGCUUAGAGGAAGAGCUAGAGAUACGAGGAGGAGGAGUCAUGAGAGGAAAUCAUCUCUCCAUCACAGCACAUGAUAUAAUGAUUGACUCUGGAGCCCUGAUGGAUGUGAGCAAGCGUGGUUGGCCACCUGGAGAGGGUCCCGCUCCUGGUAUCUAUGGUGUAAAGGGUGCUGCUGGAGCCUCCCAUGGAGGGCGUGGUGGAAAGGGGACCAGCGUGGAUCACAGUGAUAAUGCAUAUGGAAAUGUUACAAAUCCAAAUGACUAUGGUAGUGGUGGUAGUCUUCUGACUGGUGCAGGUCAGACGUCAAGUGGUGGUGGCAUCAUCAAACUGAUGGCCACAGGCAAUGUUCUUCUGGAUGGUGAGAUUCUGGCAAGCGGAGGAGAUGCAAACCAUGUAAGGACAAGUGGGGCUAGUGGCGGCAGUAUUUUCAUCUCGGGAGGUGCUGUGACAGGGCGUGGCCGUAUCUUGUCUGAUGGAGGCGAUGCUACAUGUGUACCUCAUUGCAGCAGCUGCGAUCCUGAACGUCGCUGCUUGCAGUGCACUGAUUAUAAGUACUGGAUCGACUUCAAUUGUGUUGAUGACUGCAGAUAUUGGUAUAACAGAAGAUGGAGGGGUGACAGAGAUGGACGUCAUUGCAAUGGAGAAACAGAUGGUGGAAUCAAGGAAAUUGGAGGAGGAGGAUCUGGUGGAAGAAUUGCUAUCCAUGCCAAGGAUGAUUACAAGUUCCGAGGGACACUGCAGGCUCAUGGUGGUAGCAGCCACCUGGAGCCUGGAGCAGGAAGUACCAUUUAUACCAGCUUGGUAUCUUCCAACAUCACCCAACGUUCUCUCAUUGUUGACAACUUCAAUCGUGAACCAACCGCAGAGUUUCUGCCUGACGAUCUUGACCUUGACAGCAGCAGGACAUAUGUGUUUGUCGGAGACAAAGACUUGGAUGUGGAAAGGCUCCAGAUUGAAAGAGGUGCUCAUGUGGUCUUUGCAACGUCUGCAGAAGGCGAGGGGCGGUUCACCUGUGGGCUUGUGGAAGGUGAUGGGACGGGGUUGGUACACAUCCUACCUGAAACACCUGUGCACAUCUUGGACUCAGUUUCACCAUUCCCAGUUGCCUUCAGAAACUAUGAGGGAUCAACAAUGGAACUUCCAAAAGCUGUUUAUCUUGGUGACCUGUCCCAUAAGAAGAUCUAUGUAGAGGGUUCUGUUGAAGGCCUGGAAGACUUCAUUGUUGGAGAGAGAAUUGAAGUGGUCCUGGGAACCAAGGGAGGUUCUGCUAAUCAUCCUGACCAGACCCUAGUCCUGAACUCUCUCCGUAUCCUCACAGACGGAAGCUUUAGCUCCCAUUACUCAGGUUCUCUUGCAUAUGAAGAUGUAGUAAGCCCAUCGCUGUCAUUAGCAAUCACCGACUCUCUUCACAUUCAGCCGGGUGGACAGCUAAAGGGAAGUUGGAUUAAUGUGACAGCAGGACGGAUCAUUGAGAUUGAUUCAGCUGGUAUCAUCGAUGUGAAUGGUCAAAGUCCCAUCAGGCCAACAGACCAGGAGAGUGGAUAUCCUGGUACAACAGGAUCAUCUGGUGGCAGUUUGGGUGGUACAGGAGGACGAACCUUUGACCAGGCCAUCCCAGCCCCACCCCGAGGUUCACUCUUCGAUCCUCUUGACUUUGGAAGCUGUGGAGGUCAAAACUCUAUUGAUCUAGAUUCCUUGGGGUAUGGUGGUGGAAUCAUCAGUCUUACAGCACCUAUUCUAGAUCUGAAUGGAGCAAUCCUUGUGGAUGGUACAUCCUCUAAAGGCGGGCGCAAUGGAGGAGGCAGUGGGGGUUCUAUCCUCAUUAAAGUUUCUUCACUACAAGGUCAAGGUUCAUUGUCAGCCAUUGGUGGCAGCGGUGGGAUGCAUGGUGGCGGAGGAGGUGGAGGACGAAUAGGCAUCCACUUCAAUAACAAUACCUUCCAUGGUGAUCUACAAGCCACUGGAGGUGACAGUGGCUAUGAAGUAGGAGGUGCGGGGACUGUUUUGUUCUUCAACAGAGCUUCCGAUGAAAAGACAUUGAUGAUUGACAAUUCUUUCAAGACUCCUGGUCCACUUGCAAGUUCUACGGAUUAUGAUAUUACUGGGAGUGAAGAGAGUUGCCGCUCUUGGCUUCUACCUGCGUUUGAUGGCGAUGAUUAUGUUUUUGAUGAGUUGGUCCUGAGGGGAAGAGCCCAUUUAGCUAUAGCUGGUGGUGAUCAUCCCAGCAUGAAUACUACUGUGAGAAUUAGGAAGACUUCAGGGGAUGCUUCAGGGAUCUUCCAUGUGGGUCCACAUCAGGAUCUCAACAUUGACCUUCCAUCUGAACACCCACGUGUUGCUUGGGGUGUGCUCCUCAACCCUUAUGGUGACCUUGAAAUGCCUGCUGACCUUGAAGUCCAUGGAGUAACCUUUGAACUUGAAGGGCAACUACAUAAUGUUCGAAACCUCAUCAUUGGCCAUGGUGGUGUAGUAAACAUGAGACCAUACACAAAUAGCACUGCAGGAAUAUCACACGCUCUACACUAUGACUCGAUCAUAAUCAGAGGUGGAGGCAAACUAGUUGUGGAAGGUGGAGAAAAAGGCUUCAAUCUCCAUGGAAACACCCUCAUUGUUGAGAGCGGUGGUAUUCUUGAGGCAGACCACCUUGCUUUAGUGGUGGAUGAUCUUGUCGUAGAGGAAUUGGCAGUGAUUGAUUUGAAUCACAUUUCACAGUUUACUGAGGGUCAAGGGUCAGAGGUCACUGGGGCAGGUCAUGGAGGCUUCGGAGGAGGCAGUGAAGAUCAUCCUGGAGGAAUCGCAUAUGGAGAUGCAUUCCGCCCAUCUCACUUUGGCAGCAUUGGUGGUAGUGAUGAUGUAAUGGGAGGUGGAAUACUACAUGUAGAUGCAAGAAACAACAUACAAAUAGAUGGCACUGUCAGGUGUGAUGGAGAAAGGGGCAUGGAUAGAGCUGAAGGAGGAGCCAGCGGAGGGAGCAUUCUCCUUGAAACAAGAAUCUUUACAGGAUCAGGAAGUAUCCAGGCAAAUGGAGGGAGAGGCUUUGGAACAGUCGGAGCAGGAGGAGCAGGAGGAAGGAUUGCUGUCUAUUACACCGAACACUCAUUUGUUGGUCAAAUGGUAGCAUAUGGAGGAGUGGGAUCUAAUCUGAAGAAUGGAGCAGCAGGGACAGUAUACCAAGAAUCCAGGAAUCCAUUGUCUGUCCAUAGAACUCUUCUUGUGGACAAUAAUGGCCUUCAGGUUCCUGAUACUAUGAUUACUGAUUACAACAAUCUCCAGACUGUUGGAACAAAGACCUGGUUCCCGGCAACUGCCAACAACAUGGAGUUUGACGAACUAACCCUGCUUGGAAAUGCCCAUCUUGCAUUUGAAGCCAUUGAAAGUUUGACAUUGAUUGUUGCCAAAGUCAUUGGUCCUUCAGUCCAUGAAGGUUCCUUUGGGACACUCCACAUUGGACUAUACCAGUCGUUUCAACUGAAUGAAGUUGACAUUAUUCUGCCAUUCAACCUGAAGCUCUACCAUGAUGCUACUCUCACAAUCCUCCCACCUGGUGUCACCUUUCAGUCAAGCCAGAACUUCAUCAAUGGGAGGGUAAUUGGCGGUGGAGAUGUAACGGUCAUUGAUGCAGAGUUGUCUUACGGUCAGCAUGCAAGGUCUGGAAAUACUCCAGAAGCUACGAUUGUACUGCAUUCAUUACAGAUCAGAUAUGGUGGAAUCGUAUCAUUCCUAGAUGGUAUUGAAGAGUACACUAUUAGGGCUGGAACUGUUAAUCUGUCUCCUGGAGGUAUUCUGAGAGGAAGAGCUUUGCUAAUGGAAGAUGUGGACACACUAACUAUUGAGGAAACCGCCAUUCUGACAGUAGAUCAUGCUAAUCCUUUCUCUCAGAAUACUGAAUUUAGGUCUGGCUCUGGUGGAAGCCUUGGUGGGGAAGGAGGAUAUGGACACGUCACCAGCACAAGAACAUACCCCAUCACUGAUAUCAGCAGUCCAAACCUGUUUGGUGAACCUGGACAAUGUCGAUGGAACCCCUGUCUAAAUGGAGAGUCCCCAGCUGGAGGUGGGAAGUUACUUAUCAAGGCACAUACUAUCAUCAAUAGGGGCAACAUUAGUGCAAGUGGAGAAGAUACUCCCAAUAGUAUGCAGGCUGGAGGUGGGUCUGGAGGAAGUAUCUGGUUAGAGUGCACAAAUAUUGACUCUACUGGUACCAUAUCUGCAGCUGGUGGUGUUGGUAGGGAAGGAGGAGGUGGGAGUGGUGGCCUGAUCAAGAUUUCACAUGAAGUUGGGUCUAUCUCGAAAACACCAAGGUCCUGUGGAGGGCUGGGGCACCAGACAGGAGGUCCAGGACUAGUUAUGCUUGAACAGAAACUGAUUGGAACAUAUCACAAAAUGAUGCAUAUCAGCAAUUGUGGAAGAGAAACAGAUCGCGUUGCACGUUUGGCUGUGCCAUUUCCAUCUCUCAGUCUGCAAACUCUUCACAUCCGUGACAAAGGAAAAGUCAUGGUCAUAUGUACUCUGAACAAUGAUGCAACAUGCAUUAGUGUUGGUCAUGUCAUCGGAGACAGAACUGGUAGUAUUGAAAUAGCAAAUGGUGCUUCAUUAUUUCUUGGUGUUUGUGGAUCCUCUGGCUGUGAAUAUGAAGAACAAACUGAGAUGGAUCUUGCAGUAAACGUUAUUGUUCAAUAUGGGGCUUACAUUAAGAUACCAAGCUAUCUUACAUUGAGAGGUGUGACCUUUGACAUCUGUGGCGCAGUAGAUGGUGUCCAAGAUGGAAGAGUUGACAUUCGGAGGGAUGGUGCCUUUCUAGCAAGUUAUCCUGCAAGGACUGGGCCACAAAACUCAGAUGUUAGUGAGCUCGGCAUUCUCAGAAUAAAUAAUGUACAUGUGUAUCAAGAUGGCAGAUUGGAUGUGUCUGAUAGGUGUCCAUACAACGUAAAACUCAUUCUUGACUUUGCUACAUUUGAAACUCUCUAUGGGUCACAGUUUAACCCAGGAUCAUUUGAGUUGAUUACAGCAACGCCAUGGACAGAGCCUGUUGGAGAUCCUUUAGAUGAUGUUCUUUGUAUGACUGAUGGAAACCUAGUCUUGCUGUCUGGUCAGACCUGCUCCCUGCCUGCUGGCAGCUAUGACUAUCAUUCCAUUAUGAUUCAUGGUGGAGCUGUCCUCAAGAUCCUAGGAAAUGAAACUGGUGAUAAUAUCACUGUGAUUUCAGUCGUAGACCUUCAUAUCAAUCCUGGAGGUCUGAUUGAUGGGAAAGGAGCAGGUUUGAGAUUUGUUGGAGACACGCCAUCACCAGAAGGGGGUAGCUAUGGGGGUCAUGGUGGCAAUACAGAACAUCCUCCAUUUGGAAGUGCCAUCGAUCCACUGGAUUAUGGUUCUUAUGGCUCUGGAGGUAGAGGAGGUGGGCAGCUGAAGCUUGUUAUUGCGAGAUGUGCAGUUAUCAACGGGGAUAUCAGCAUGGAUGGUGGUGAUUCGACUUUGCAGAACCAAGGUGCUGGAAGUGGUGGUAGUAUUCUCAUUCAAACACCUUGUCUUGUGGGUUAUGGUACCAUUUCAAGCCGAGGAGGAAAUGCAUUAGCAAACUCUGGAGGUGGUGGAGGGGGAGGAGGAAGGAUCUCUGUCCAUUUCACAGAUGAUGGCAACAACUUCAUGGGUUCCUUUGAAGUUGAUGGUGGACACGGUUCAGGCUCAAGUGGUACCAUCUACCAGCAAUCAUAUGAUGGAGAAAGAUAUCUCAUCUUAGCUGGGUUAACAGAUACCCCUACACCAAUAACGUCAGACACGUUGAAUAACAUAGAUCUGGUUGAUAUUCUGAAGGUAACAGAAGGAUAUCAAGUGGCAUUAGACCUGAAUAUUACCAUAGGACAACUGGGAGGUGAUUUGAGUGGUCAUGUACUGCUGCCUGGUCAUUCAACCAUGCAAUUAGAUUCUGUUGAGUUUGAUCACCUUGGAGCACAGUGCAGUUUUGAAAUUACCGAACAUGCCAGACUCAUCCUUCCGCCAUCAAUUUUGAUGCCAGGGACAGUGAAUUUGGAAGGCCUGCUAGAAACAGAAGAUUUCAUCCUUGGGGAAGGGGCAUCAGCUACUGUAUCAGGUACUCUCAUGGCAAUAUCUGUCAGAUUACAAAGGAACUCAUAUCUCACUAGCUACGAGAAUGCUACAUUUGGUAGGAUGGCGAUACCUGGAACCAUGGACAUUGAAAGCCUUAUCAUUGACGUCAAUGCCCAUCUUGAUCUUAGUAAAAGCUACCAAAUACAUGCAUCAGACUUCCAAAUGCAUGAGUCAUCAGAACUGAGUGUGAAUUCAGAUCGUAAGAUGUUUUCCAUCAUCUGCGGAGAUGCCUACAUAGCAAGAGAUGCCCAAAUAUCUGCUGACGCUGGUGGUCUUGGUGAUGGCCCAGGAAGCCCUUCAGACCACAGAUCUGGUGCAAGCCAUGGCGGCGAAGGUGGUGUGUAUGCAGGAAUAGCAGGUGUAACCUAUGGUUCUAGCACUGUUGCUUCCACGCCAGGUUGUGGAGUCAAAUAUGGUUCUUCAGAAGUUCGAGGAGGAGGAACAAUAUCUUUUGAAGUUGAAUCAGAUCUGAUAUUGGAAGGGAUGCUUUCUGCAAAUGGACAAGACUCUUCAGGAACUAUUGGUAGUGGCUCUGGAGGAAGUAUAAACAUCCAGGUAAAUGGUGUCUUUGAGGGUCAUGGUACAAUCAGAUCUAAUGGAGGGACAGCAAGAGGAUCAUCAACAUCGGGUGGUGGAGGGGGUCGCAUCUCUCUUUCAUCAAGUAUCAGUCACUUUUAUGGUAUAAUUGAAGCUCAUGGAGGUGGCGGACAUUCCAAUGGUGCAGCUGGUACAGUUUAUGCCACAACCACUAUAGGUAACUCUGGACAAAGCUCCUUGACUGUGGAUAAUGGUGGUAUGUUAACUGUUAGUAGUACUGUAUUUAAUUCAAAUGAGACAGAUAUUACUUUUAAUGAUGUUGUGUUGAGGAAAUAUGGAAAACUCAGAUUUAACAGUUCAUCACAUUCCACAAUCACAAUUAACAAUCUGCAUGGAGACAAUACAGGAUUACUUCAGGUUAUUGAUAACCAAAAACUGUUCCUUGCCAGAGAUCAAGCAGUUGCAACAUUUUACUACAUAACAUGUGCUCUUGAGGUUAUGGAAAGUGCAGAGAUAUACCUUCCACCAAACAUUUACAUCUCAGAAAAUAUGUUUACAGAAACCUCAUUUAAACUUUCCGGUCAGUUAACUGAUGUAGCAAACAUUGUUAUUGGAUCCAGUGCAUCUAUGGUUAUCAGUGUCACAGCCCAUUCUGCAAUACUUCUGGAUCGUAAUGAGCUAAUUAUCAAUCCACCAGGAUCUUUCUCAGCUACCUCAAUCCAAGUUCAUGGAAACGGCCUGUUACAAUUUGAGAAUUCUACAGAAUUAUUUAUCAAUCUGGAAUUGCUGAGUAGUUUGGAAGUCAGAUACGGUGGUAAAGUGGAAAGUGGAUGGCUUGAAAUCAAUACCCCUUCUGUUGUUGUGGAGUAUGGGGGAAUGAUAUCAAGUUCUGGUAGAGGCUUUGGACCAGGUGAAGGGCCAUGCCCGGGUCAGAGUGUCUCUGGGGGUGGUUCCGGCGCUUGUCAUGGUGGAUCUGGUGGUUUUGCAUCCAGUGGUGCAACAACUCUUCAAAGGACAACAGGUAGUCUGUAUGGCACAAGGGACUUUGGAAGUGGGGGCGGAAGUAGCGAUACUGGAGCCGGUGGAGUUGGUGGUGGAGUGAUUUCUAUUUCAUCAGAGACUAUAAGGAUUGAUGGAACUAUUAAUGCUGAUGGCCAGAGUGGAAACAGGGCAGGUGGUGGAGGAAGUGGUGGUGCUAUCCACAUCAUGACAGAACAUUUCUCAGGAUCAGGUGUUCUUAGAGCAACUGGUGGGAAUGGUGGGGAAAUAGCUGGUGGGGGAGGAGGAGGGGGUCGCAUCGCUGCAAUCCUUUCUUCUGCUAGUAAAUUCAAAGGUACCUAUGUUACCCAUGGUGGAAGUGCCCGUGACGGCAACCAAGGAGGCUCUUCAGGCACUGCUUUGCAACAAACUCAGAUAGGAAUCACAACAUCUAAUGAACUCUAUAUCAGCAAUGAGGGUGCUGAUUCCAUUUCACCCCUUGUUACCCUGAUAAACGAGACACAGAAUGAACCCUUUAUAUUUUCCAAGUUGACACUUCUCAGUAAAGUUCGCCUGGAACUUGAGGGCGAGAAUAUUGAAGUCGUGAUUGAGAAACUGGAGAGUGAUUCAUCCUGCCAAAUUCAAGUUCAUGACACAAUGGUACUAAGCGUGGAGAACGAGCAAGAGAGAGGUGUCUUUCAUUGUAGCUUUUUGGUGGAUCCUGAAGGAGAAAUCAGACUACCCUCAAGUGUUGCCUUCCAGGGUGCAAGCAAUCAGAUAUCUGGUACUUUAACCAACAUUUUUGAGCUUGUAGUUGGUGCCCACCAGUUUCUGUCACUUUCCUCUGAGGCUCGUACUGCAGUGUACGUCGGCGGAGGCUACACUUUUAUCUCCCCUCGUGGAGUGUACAGCUUGGCAUCCAUCGUUAUCCAGGAGCAUGCUACUCUUUCUCUGUCUGGGAGGAGUGCAAACAUGUCUGUAGGAAGACUUCAGGUGGACUAUGGAGGAAGUCUCUCCAUACCUGAAUUGUACCUGGAGGGUAACAACGUCAUAGUGAAUCCUGGAGGUUCUAUUGAUCUGACUGGAGGCAGUUUAGAAGGGCCAGGUCAGGGCAUGGGUGGAACUGGCGGAGGUCAUGGAGGUUACGGGGGAUCACCCCAGGGGGAGAGCAUGCUGGGAGGAGCUGCGUAUGGUGAUGUCAUGAAACCUGACAAAGGGGGUAGCAGGGGAGGAAAUGGAACCGAUGGAUAUGGUGGAGCUGGAGGUGGAUUCUUGUCUGUUACCCUUACAGGUGUCGCAACCAUAAAUGGCAUGAUCAUAGUUGAUGGGCUGCCAGGGACAGGAUCAAGCGGAGGAGGAAGUGGAGGUGGUAUUAUCUUAGAUGUUCAAGACCUGAGUGGCCAUGGCUCUAUUUUGGCUCGAGGAGGAAACGGGGCUGGGACUGGUGGUGGAGGUUCAGGUGGAAGGAUUGCUAUUCAUUCUCAAAACAGUUUAAGCUAUGCAGGAUCCUAUGAAACCAGAGGAGGUGGAAGCAACAUCCCGAGUCCCGAGACCUACAUAGGCGCAGCUGGAACUGUAUAUUUAGCAGAUAAACUGAGUGGUAUUCCAAGACACAGGAUGAUCAUUGAUGGAUCUCAAAGAAGCAGCAUCCCUCAGCAGGCUUUCACUAUUCUGAGAUCUGAUCAGGGCAUUCGAGAUUUUGCUUUGGAUUCACUAGACAUUCGAGGACAUGUAUUCUUAGAGCUUGGUCACCCAGAUUCAUCUUUGAACAUUGGAACAAUGUCUGGUGACAGGACAGGUACCCUGGUAGUUCGGGAUCAACAAUUACUGGAGGUAGAUACGUUGAUACCAGCCAAUACAUCAUCUUUGACCCAGUGUAACUUUGAAGUUGGAAGAGAAGGCAUCUUGACAUUCCCUGGGUUGCUCUCCAUUGAUCAGACAACCCUGGUUGUAGCUGGAAUGCUUGCUGUAGAACAUGUGGCUGUAGAGGAAAAUGGCAGGCUGACGUUUCUUGAAGGAGCCACCAUUGUGAGCAGAAAUGAGAGCAGCUUUGUACCACUUUCAGCGACAGGGGAAUUCUACUUCUCAUCUUUAACACUGAAACAGGGUUCAACUUUUGAUCCUGCUGGAGGAUUAGUUAUAAGAGGUGGACUGUUCCAUUUGAAGAUAGGUGUUGUUUUGGAUUUGGACUAUCUCGAGGUCAGGACCAAUGAACUCAUAGUUGAAGAAGGAGCCAUAUUAAGUACCAGUGGUAGGAGCAUGGUCAAUCAAAUUCAUAAUAUGGAUGGAAGCUGUAGAGGUGGUGGCCAUGGUGGUCCAGGGGGUAUCGGCGAUGGUCAACAUCCUGCUGAGGCUAUGCCAUCAUUUGGUACAAUAUAUGAGCCCUCAUUGUAUGGAACACGAGGAGAGGGCACUCAAGGUGGAUAUGGAGGUUCAGCAAUUACUGUAAGUAGUGACAACAUCAGGAUCGAUGGUGUCCUAGAGGCUAAUGGACAUGACUCCGUUCAUGGAGGUGGGAGUGGUGGGAGUGUGUGGGUAAUUGCUCGACGUGAUCUUAGUGGUAAUGGUCUUAUCUCAGCCUCCGGGGGUUCCUCAUCGUCACCCAGCUGUGGUAGUGGUGGAGGUGGUAGAAUAGCCAUACACAUAUUACCAAGGGCAUCAUACCUCUAUCAUGGAACCUACAAUGCUGCUGGAGGAAGUGGUAGUGGUGGAUAUGGUGGUCCUGGAUCUAUCUACUUCAAGCGGUACAAAGAGGAAGAUUACACAGAUGAACUUGUGAUUGACAACAGCAAUGGUCAAUCUCUCCUGUACUUCACCUUGAAUGAAACCUGGACUGAAGGUCAUCUUGACAUUUUAGAACUGAACAACCAUGCUCUCUUUCAUCUUCCUGAAGAUGGUCAGGUCAGAGAACUUGAUUUAAGGAAGGUAGAAGGAGAUGGCACAGGUCUUCUGCAUGUCCAUUCCAAUCACACUGUACUCUAUGAACAGACUUUCGGUGAAAAUCAGACUCACACAACUGUCAAUACUAACCUUAUCAUUGACGAUGGUGGAACAAUUAUUUUCUCGACUCUGACAUUCAUAUCAGGUAAAGGAUCCGUACAUACAGCUCUUGACCUUGAAGGCAGGAUGCUAGGGGUACACAACCUUAUCCUCACCGAAGGUCGUACCAUGAAAGUGUCAAACACUGCUGUUGCGAGUACAGACAUUGACAACACCACAACUCCAGGUCAGUUUACAUUCGGUAGUGUUGAGCUUCAUGCAGGCAGCCGAUGGGAGUUUGAAACCAACAUGGGAUCUGUUCUUAACAUGGGCUCUCUUGACGUCAAAUUCGGUGCAACGAUAUCAGCUGACUAUGUCAUCGCAGAAGUGAACUCUGUGGAUGUUGAGAUAGGAUCUGUCAUUGCUUGCUCAGGCACUGAACGACGGGAAUCCUCAUCAGCAGAAAGAGAGGGCAUUCCAUCAAGUGCAGAUGCAGGUUCUGGCCAUGGAUCUUUCGGUGGGACUGGUCCUGAUGGUGUUACUGGUGGUGGUUCCCCUUAUGGAUCUCUCUACUGGCCGACAAGAAGAGGUAGUGAUGCCUAUACUGGUGGACGAAAGGGAGGAGGCACAGUACACAUCAUUUCCAAUGAGCUGAUUAUUGAUGGUACUAUCUCAGCCAGUGGCGCUGAGGGAGGGGCUAGCGGAGGAAGUGUCCUUGUUCAGGCAUAUCUUUUUAUAGGGAGUGGUGAAAUAGACGUGAGUGGAGGAUCUGGGACUGGUGGUGGGGGAGGUGGCUCUGGGGGUCGAAUUGCCGUCUACACCAACAGCACUAAUCAGUUCUAUGGUUUCUACAAUGCUCUUGGCGGAAGUGCUUCAAAUGACCUACUGCAACCAAGGGGUGGUGGGAGUGGCACUGUGUAUCUUUGGCAACCACAGAAUAGUUCUCCUUUCCAAAGUCUUCUCAUUGACAACCAAAACAGACCACAUUCUCAAUUCGUGAUGCUAGAUGAAGGCAGAACGUAUUAUGAGUUUGAUGAAAUCCACCUUCCGAGGCAGUCCUCUCUUCACAUCAAUGAGUCGGUAUCUGCAGAAUUUGUGAUUCACAAAGUUGUGGGAGAUCGAACCGGCCUCCUCCAGUCUCAUGCAGGACAUAUGUUUUUUGUGGAGGUUGUAGAGUCUAUACCAACUAUUGGGAAGACACCCGUCAACUUCAUCAUUGACAGCCAAUCAGAAAUGGUAUUUGCUCCUACCCUCCAUGUCCUGGGCCUUGGUGUACCCACAAGUAGUGGACGUUUAGCAUCCUUAGACAUGAAGGGGAGAUUAACAAAUGUGAUGGACCUAAUUGCUAACCAGCACUCUCAUAUACAAUAUGGACAAGAUGCACACACUGCAAAGCUGGAAAAUGGAGAAUAUGUAGAGAUCACUGAGCCUCUAAACUUUACCUUUGGUGCUAUUCAGCUUCUGACCGAUUCAUCAAUGUACUUUACAGCAGACUUAGGCAUGCGAUUCCUUGUGGCCGAUCUCCAUGCAAGAUAUAAUUCCUUCAUAUCUGCCGAACAUAUUGAGCUUGUUGCCUCCUCUGUCAACAUUGAAAAGGGGGCCAUCUUAACUUGUAGUGCAGGAGACAGGCCUGAAGAUCUGAUGUCUUCUAGUUUGGGUCAAGGUGCUCCUGCAUCCUCUAAUGGUGCUGGUGGCGCUGGACAUGCAAAUCUUGGCGGGAAUGCUUGCACAGAAUCUUCAGAAACUCUAGAGAGUGGAGGUGCAUUCUAUGGAAGUAUUUACCAGGGGGAAGAGCGUGGUAGCGAUGGCGGUGAUGGAACAAAUAGUGAGGCUGGUGGAAAAGGUGGUGGAUACAUGAAGAUUGUGGUUGGAGAUACAUUUAGGCUUGAUGGUGAGUUGAGAGUUGAUGGCUCUAGUGGUGCCUCUGGGAGCGGAGGUGGGAGUGGAGGGUCUGUACAUCUCUCUGUGACAGAGUUUGAUGGUCUAGGAAGGAUAACAGCUCAUGGUGGGAGCGGUAGUCAAUCAUCUGGUGGAGGUUCUGGUGGUAUCAUCACUGUGUACACCACAUCUGUUAACAACUAUCAAGGCCUGUAUGAGGCACAUGGCGGUGAAGGCAACCCAUCUGAUGAAUCGCAGAGAUGCCAUGGUAGUCCUGGAUCUGUAUUCAUUCACCAUCUCUUUGAAGGUUACCCACGUACAACUCUUCUCAUAGAUAAUCAACAAAGGUCUUGGGUACAUUACUUCACACUCAGAGAAGACAAUAUGAGGCAUUACUACUUUGACGAAAUUCAUCUAAAUAACAAAGCAUCACUGCAACUUUUGGAUAACGGAAUUCCGCAGACGCUGUCCGCAACCGAGCUUCUUGGCGACCAAACUGGUUUAAUACAUAUACAUGGUAACCACACCCACACAUAUGAUGUCAUUGAGGGAGAGAUAACAAGCAUGAAGCUUCCGGUGAAUCUUAGGAUUGACCCUGAAGGUGUAGCAGAGCUGGCCACCACAGUGGACGUUGUUGGCAUGGGUAGUCCAGCCUUUGAAUGGAACGGACAACUUCUUGGUGUAAGGCACCUGAGGAUAUCACCAGGCAGGGAAGUACUCAUAGCUGCCAAUGCUCACACUGCUCUAAAGGUAGAUGGCCAGUACAUUCAAUUGGACAAUCCUGGUACGUUCCACUUCUCAAGUCUGGAGUUUGGAUCACAGACGUCCAUCAGUUUUCCACCGCCACUUGGAGUUACCUUUACUGUUGGAUUUUUGGAUAUAAAAUGGGCCUCAGUCUUCAGUGCUGAGUAUUUCAACAUCACAUCUUCAGACUUCAACCUUGAGAUUGAAGCCACCUUAGAUUGCUCUGGACGAGGCCUGGAGAAUGGCAGUCCAGGAAGAGGUCUGAUGCCAGGUUCAGGGGCAGGCCAUGCAACAACAGGAGGCUCUUGUACAUCUACUGACUGUGAAGGUGGCUCUGUGUAUGGAUCUCUUUAUGAACCUGUUGAUGCUGGAUCCAGAGGUGGAGCUGACAAUUCAGGAAACCCUGGUCCACGUGGAGGAGGGCACAUCCGUAUCCGGGUGGGAUAUAUCUUCCAGUUGGAUGGCAUCUUAGAUGCAGAUGGACUUUCUGGAUCUAAUCGUGCAGGGGGAGCCAGUGGUGGAGCCAUAUGGAUUACAACAGAUCACUUGAGAGGCCAUGGUCGUGCACGGGCUUUAGGAGGAUUGGGAGACCACUCCUCUGGUGGAGGGGCAGGAGGGCGCAUCGCUGUUCACAUUGGAGGCACCGACGAGUAUAGGGGUGCAUUGGUCGCCCUCGGUGCAGCUGGUGGUGGACAUGGAGGGGAUCAUGGAGGCACUGGCACAGUAUACGUGGAGGAGUACAGGAAUGGAACAGCCAGGACCAGGCUCUAUUUGGAUGGCCAAGGAUUUUCUCCAGCCAAAGAUUUCAUCCUGACGGAGACCAACCCUAGAAUCCUUUAUGAGGGCCUUCCCAUCCACAGUGGUGCUCCUUUCGCUUUUGAUGAAGUCACUUUGCAGGGAGGGGUUAUCUUCAAGCUUUCACCAGAUGAAGAUGUUUCACCGAGGCUCUCAAUCCUUACCAUCCUAGGCGAUGCAAGCGGUCUUCUCCACAUCCAACCCAAUCAAACAUUCUCUAUUGAAUACACAUCUGCUGUAAAUAGACGUUCAGUCCCACCUGUUAAUAUUCAUGUCAGUCAAGAUUCCACUGUCUACUUGCCAGCUGACUUUAGGAUCAUAGGAGAUGCUAGUCCGUCAUUCUACCUUGAUGGCACCAUGGUUGGUGUUUAUAAUCUAACUAUUGGGGGAGGGAAACAGUUGGAGAUAGGAGAACAUGCAACCAAUCGUCAUAUCAGUAAUGGGACCUGGGUUUCAUCAUCUGUAGAAGGCCACAUUCUUGUAGGUCAUCUGGAAAUGGAAUCCCAGUCCAGCUUUGUCAGUCCUACCCAUCUCACAAUUGACGCUGCUUCCAUCAUCAUGCAUUAUAAAUCGUACAUCACUGCACAAUCCUUUCAUAUUACGGCCAAUGACCUCACCAUUGAAGGAGAAGCACGCCUAGAUGUAUCCGCACGGGAACCUGGACCUGGGCUUGGUCCAGGAACAGAAACCCCUUCAGGUGGAACUGGAGCUGGUCAUGGAGGCUUUGGCGGAGGUGCCGAUCAUGCUAACUACACACAUGGUGUUGCAUACGGUUCCUACAUCACCCCAUCUCACCCAGGGAGUCGUGGUGGAGGUAAUAGUGGUGGUACAGGUGGUAGCACAAUCAGACUUGAAGUAGGCAACAAACUCCAUGUUGAUGGAUCAAUCCUUGCAGAAGGGGGUAAUGCUGAGGCCUCUUCCACUAGUGGAGGGGGCAGUGGAGGAAGUAUUUGGAUAGAUGCAUUAACAUUCUCAGGACAUGGGACAGUAUCAACUGAUGGUGGAAACGGAACAGGAAAUGGUGGUGCUGGUGGCAGGAUUGCCGUGCAUGUCUCUUGGCUGAGGGAAUUCUCUGGUUCAUACAGCUCUCUUGGUGGUUUAGGGAUUGAUGGAGCAAAUGGUGCAUGUGGAACUGUUUACUACACAGACACCAAUCAGGGGUUGAAUUAUAGAAGGGCUAUCACUGGCAGUGAUGAGGAACUGAUUUGGAUAGUAGGUUACACCAAACUUCUACUUGAUAACCAAAACCGCAACCAUUUGCUCCCUACUGUCAUUGAGGAUGAUUAUGGUACUGGCUACUUCGAGUUUGAUGAGCUAGAGACCAAUAAUCAUGUGACAAUGUGGCUUCAUGAAUCGAAUGCAACACUGGUGGUGCAUAAGUUCAUCGGAGAUCGAACAGGCCGUCUUCAUUUGAGAUCUGGUCAGACAAUGUUCAAUGAGUUUGUAGAAUCUGAAAGUGGUAUUUCUGUAGCACCUGUCAGUUUUCUAAUUGAUGUGGGUGCAGAGUUGAUAUGUCCAUCUACAUUCAUAAUGUUAGGAACUAGAACAAUAAUCAAUGGACUCUUGGCUGCUGUUCUUGAUCUCUAUGUUGCUGAAGGAGCUAGUGUAACAUUCUCAUCAACAUCCACAACUGCUCUGUUGAUCAAUGAUACAUAUGAGUCAAUGACAGAGCCAGGAAAUAUCAGUUUCAGCCAAAUGAUCAUCCAAAAGGAUUCCCGCAUUGAGUUUCAGGAACUUGAAGCAGACUUCACCCUAACAGCUAGUGAAUUGACCAUCAAGUACCAUGGAGUGGUUGAUAUGAACAGAGGUAAUAUCCACACAGGAGAAGCGGUCAUUGAGAGUGAGGGAUACCUGAACCUUAAUGGAACUGGAUUUGGACCAGAGUCGGGUCCAGGAAAGGGGACAACUACUGUAAAUGGUCUUGGUCUUGGUGGCGGAUUUGGAGGUGCUGGUGGGGGACCAGAGCCACAGGAAGGUGGCUUGGCAUAUGGUUCACUGUAUGAGCCACUACAGAUGGGGAGUGGUGGCGGAAAUGGUGGUGGAUCUGGAGGAGCAGGUGGAGGGGUUCUGCACUGGAUAAAUGGAAAGACGAUGCAAAUUGAUGGCUUUAUCUACGCAGCAGGAACACAUGGUAGUGGCUCAAAUGCAGGUGGUGGUAGUGGAGGAGGAAUAUUGAUUGAGGUCACUGACUUUUCUGGUCAUGGUGAGAUCAAUGCUCAGGGAGGUGAUGCUGCAUCAGUAGAUGGAAACUUUGGGCAUGGGUUUGGAGGAUCAGGUGGACGCAUAGCCAUUCAUGCAAGAAAGUCAUUCCUGUUCUCUGGAAACUUCCAAAAUGCUGGCGGUAACCGUGGGUCUGAAGGCUUUGGAGCUGCCGGUACUGUAUAUGUUGAAGAAAAUGACAGGGGACCACAAUAUGCAGACAUUAAAACUAGUAAAGGUACAAAUUCAACCUUCAUUGUGGCUGAUCAUCGAUAUGUUGAGGUGGACAAUGACAACCAGCAUGAACCAUGGAUUUUCACCAUGCUAUCAGAGGGAAAUUUAGCAGAAUGGGAACUUGAUGAACUGCAUGUUACCAGACAUGCUAAUGUAAGAUUCUACCAUCCGCCAGAUGAGGAAAAUGUGACCGUUGUUAUUCAUAGGUUCCUUGGUGAUAGGACAGGACUUGUGAACAUUCGCCUCAACCAAACAAUAUACUUUGAGUUUGUGGAAUCCCAAAGCAAUGAAACUGUCGCACCAUGCAGUUAUCAAAUAGACGCUGGCAGUGAAAUUGUCUUUCCUACAACUGUAUACAUCCUAGGUACUAGAUCCUGGUUUGCUGGACUUAUAACAGGUGUUCACCACCUACAUAUUGCAGAUGGAGGAAAUGCAAUAUUCAUGUCAACAGCACACACAGCAAUACUUGAAAAUCUACAAUAUGUGGACAUCACUCCACAGGGGAAUUUUAGCUUUGCUACCUUCACAGUGGAAAGGGAUUCAGAAGGUCACUUCUGGCAGAUAACUCAGCCACUUGGACUCUAUGUUAGUGAAUUCAGAGUGAAAUUUGAAGGACAGCUAUACAUGAAUACGGCUGAGAUAAAAUCUUCCUUUGCAUGGAUUGAGAGUCGAGGAAGGUUCCACAUGGACGAAAGAGGCCAUGCUGCACAGACUGGUCCAGGAGCAGGGUUUACAACACAAGAUGGAUCAGGCACUGGAGGAGGGCAUGGAGGACAAGGAGGAGGACCAUCAACUGAAUAUGGGGGUGUGCCAUAUGAUUCUGUGUACGCACCACUAUUUAGCGGUAGUGGGGGUGGCAAUGGCCAAGGAACAGGUGGUACUGGUGGAGGCUAUCUGUAUUGGGAGGUUGCCGAAAAGCUGUCAUUGAAUGGAGAACUAGCACUACGUGGUGGGAAUGGUGUAGGCUCCAGUGCAGGAGGUGGCAGUGGUGGAGGACUGCUGAUAGAGACAACCAAUAUGACAGGUCAUGGUGUGAUUGAUGUGAGUGGAGGAAACAGCACUGGGCAAGGAGGCGGUGGUGCAGGAGGUAGAGUAGGGAUCCACUGCAGGUGGCGCUACCAGUUUGGAGGAAAAUUCAUAGAUCAUGGAGGCCUAGGAGAUGGUGACAAAGUUUUGAGGCAUGGAGGUGCAGGUGGAACUAUCUACAAAGAAGAGAAUCUUCGCCCUCUGCCAUACCGCAUCCUAAAGAGAGAUAAGGUGCACAACAGUACAUACCUUGAUGUUGAUCACAAAUAUGUGCACAGUGACAAUGAUGGGAAUGAUGUGCCUCCUGCUGCAAUGUUAAGUGAAGGAGGAACUGUAGUGUACUACUUUGAUGAGAUGGAACUCACUGGUUCCUCAAGACUCCUAAUCUACCAUCCUGAUAAUGCAACUGAAGUCAACAUAACUGUGCACCUGUUCAUUGGUGAUCGUACUGGGCAGCUGCAUCUGCGAACGAACCAGACUGUUUUUGUUGAGGUGGAAGAGACAGAAACAAACAAGACAGAUGCCCCCUGCAGUUACAUCAUUGAUCCAGGUGCAGUUCUUAUUCUGCCUACGGAAUUCCAUGUCCAUGGAACAAACAGCCUAAUUAAAGGACUCAUCGCAGGAGUACAUCAUCUCUAUGUUGAAGACCAGGCCAGGAUGACAUUUGAAUCAACAGGAAAUACUGCAUUGUGGAUGCAGAGACAGUUUGUCAGCAUAACCCCAUUGGGAAAUUUCGCAUUUUCGACUAUUACAGUCAAGGAAGGAGGUACAGUGGGGUUCAUGAGGAUCACUUCUCCUUUGAGGUUAGAAUCAAGUGAAAUGAGGGUGAAGUACGGAGGGCAGCUGUUCAUGAAUGAAGCACAUCUGUUUUCAUCAUAUGCCUGGGUAGAGAGUACUGGAACAUUUCAUCUGGAUGGCGGGGGACAUGAUGCAGAGUCUGGACCAGGAGCUGGUUUUAGUUCGGGUGGUGUUGGAUAUGGUGCAGCACAUGGCGGAGAAGGUGGAGGAGUAGAUGUGUCCCUGGUUUCCCAGCCGUAUGGCUCUAUUUAUUUACCAUUUCAAUCUGGGAGUGGUGGAGGUAGUGGUCAAGGAGCCGGAGGUAAAGGUGGAGGCCUUCUGCGAUGGACCAUUGGACAUUAUCUUGAAUUGAAUGGGUUGCUCUCCCUCAAAGGACUUGAUGGUGGUCAACACGCAGGUGGUGGAAGUGGGGGCAGUGGUAUCAUCGAAAGCACAAACAUGACUGGCCAUGGUGAGAUCAAUGUGCAGGGAGGCAGUGGGUCUGGUCAAGGGUGUGGUGGAGCUGGUGGCAGGGUAGCCAUACUCUGUAGAUUGAGGUAUACAUAUGGUGGAAAAUUCAAUGAUUUUGGAGGUAGUGGGAGCUCAAACCAGAGGGGAGCAGCGGCAGGUACCAUCUACAAGGAAGAGAAUAUGCGUCCAUUGGAAUAUCGUAAGAGCAAGUAUAUCAAAUCCUUGAACACCACCUUGCUUGUUGUGGACCAUACCUAUCUCCACAUUGAUAAUAAUAACAUUGAUGUCCCAGUUUCUACAAUGAUUCGAGAGGACAAUACAAUAAGUUAUGAAUUAGAUGAACUUGAAGUUACUGGCCUUGCACGGUCAACUGUGUAUCACCCCAGUAAUGAGACAGAAGUCCAAGUCAUUGCACAUCGAUUUAUUGGAGAUAGAACAGGGCAGAUGCAUCUGAGACAAAACCAGACCUUAUUUGCUGAGGUUGUGGAAUCUGAAACAAAUCAUACAGAAGCACCUUGUAGCUUCAGAAUCGAUGAUGGGGCAGAGAUAGUGCUCCCUUCCGAAGUUCAUUUGCAUGGAAUACGAACUGAAAUCCAUGGUCGAGUGACUGGCAUCCAUGAUCUAUACAUUGAAGCUGAUGGAUAUGUAAUAGUGACAUCUACUACACAAACUGCUCUCCUUGAAAGGCAAGAGUAUGUUUACAUAUCUUCCAAUGGCAACUUCUCAAUCCCUCGCCUGUACAUUAAACAAGGUGGCAACAUAGACUUUCAUCGUGUCAAGGAAGAAAUUCUGGUUGAUGUUUCAUUUCUGGAAAUAAAAUUUGGAGGCCUCUUUGAGAUGAACAGUGGUUCCGUUUACUCUGACGUUGCAGAUCUGGAGAGUGAAGGUGUUCUAAGUCUGGAUGGAAGAGGGUAUAGCGGUAGCGAAGGACCUGGAGCUGGAGUAACCAUUAGCAGUAGGGGUUCCGGUGCCCACCAUGGUGGAAUUGGUGGAAAUCCAACCAUAGGUGAUAAUGGAUCAUAUGGGUCUGUUUUCAAUCCCACUGAGCUAGGAAGUGGGGGUGGCAGUAGCAGCCAUGGGUCAGGCGGAUCUGGGGGAGGUUCUCUCCAAUGGGUUGUGGGUAAGGUUAUACACAUCAAUGGUCUGGUCUCAGCAGAUGGUUCUUCUGGAGCGACUGAUGCAGGAGGUGGUAGUGGAGGCAGCAUAUUGAUUCAAGCACUGAACAUGACGGGCCAUGGUGAGGUUAGGACCAGUGGGGGUAAUGGCUCAAGAUAUGGGGCUGGUGGAGCUGGUGGGAGAAUGGCAAUACACAUUGAUUACCAGAACAACUUUGAUGGGUUAUAUAACUGCAGAGGAGGGUUUUAUGGAGGGAACUCUGAUCCUGAUCACUCAGGAAACGGAGCAGCUGGAACUAUUUAUAAAUACGAAUCAAGAAGAGGUCCUCAAUACAGAGAUUUAAAAUAUAAUGACCCAGCUCUCAAUAUCUCCACAAUAAAACCAGAACACAGCAAAUUGACAGUAGAUAAUGGGAUAAUAGACGUUGAUCAUCCAGCAGUUGUAAUGGAAGAAGGUCGUUGGUUCUAUGAAUUCGAUGAAGUCCAAGUGGAAGGCUAUUCCUAUGUCCACUUUUAUCACCCAGAAACAGCCCUUGAUAUCACUGUAAUCAUACAUGAGUUGACUGGCAAUAAGAAAGGUCUGAUACGUGUCCAGAGUAGGCAGCGAGUGUUUGUCAACAUUGUAGAGUCAACGCAUACCUACCUUGAUGCUCCUUGUGGAUUCCAUGUGGAUUGGGGUGGUGACCUUGUCCUUCCUACAAAUGUCAUCAUCCUGACUGAGAGAAUUCUAGUCGAAGGACAACUCUCUGGAGUGGAGGAACUAACCGUUGAGAGAGAUGGAGAACUUCAGUUUGGCGGAAGAGCCUUUACCUCUCUCCUUCCACCCAGCUCAGAAUGGUACAUCGAUGUGCCCUAUGACACUUCCAGAAAUGGCACUAUCGAUAUUGGCACCAUUCUUGUCAACAAUCUGGGUAUUAUUCGGCUUACAUCUUCUACUGCUGAACCAGUAAUAGAUGCUGGUGUCCUGAGGGUGAAGAAAGGUGGAUCUGUAGUUGCUGAAUGUGAGAAGAUCAGUGUCAAUGCUGGGGAGCUGGUGAUCGAGUAUGUAGGCAUCCUGUCCUCUGUAGGGUCUGGGAUGGGUCCUGGUGCUGGAAGUAGCUAUGGCGGUGCAGGACAUGGCUCACCAGGUGGUAAUAAUGGUGGCGGAUCAGCAUAUGGUGAUUUGUUCAACCCCAGUUUGUCCGGGAGUAGGGGAAGUGGGGUGAGCAAAGGAGGUGGCGUUAUCCUUCUAAACAUUGGUGGGAAAAUGAUCUGUGAUGGCAUUAUAUCUGUUAAUGCCCAUGAUCCUACUGCUACUUAUAAAAGUGGGGGAAGUGGUGGAAGUCUGGUAAUCAAGACUAAUACCUUCAGAGGUCAUGGAGAGGUCGUUGCAAAUGGUGCAAGUGGACACAGUGGAUCAUCAACCCGAUAUGGGGGUGGAAGCGGAGGACGUAUGGCUUUAUACAUCAAUGAGCCUUACAGGUUUCAAGGCACUGUUCAAGCCCUUGGUGGUGCAGGGUCACAUUCUAGAGUUUCUGGAGGGCCAGGUACUGUCUACAGGCAGUAUGAGCAGGAUGGCCACCUAUGGAAGGAGCUGGUGUUAGAUGGCAAUGGUCACUCACUCAGUGCAAAUACAGUGACACUUGCUGGAGCUGUUCACUAUGAGUUUGACACUGUUAUUCUCCUACGAGGGGCAAAGCUCAACAUAAAGGGGUCAGAAGGGUCAAUAGGCUAUGGAACUAUUCAUUCCCUAAAGGGCGAUGGGACAGGAGAAUUGAUUGUAAAAGAUCAUACCGAGAUACAGCUUUCUCCUGCUGUCAGCAGAUCAAGACCGACCGAAGCCAUAUCCAUACAACCGAGAGGAAUCUUCAUUGUGCCAAGUAACCUUGAAGUUCCUGAUACUCUCUCAAUACAGGGUGGUAUAUUUGGAUUACAAGAGCUUGUUGUCUCUGGAACCAUUAACAUCUACAACUCUGGCUAUUCAGUUUGCUCAAACUGCUCAAUGACCUCAACAGAGCUGGGUCAAUACCGUCUUACCAGUAUCCAUGUGCGUAAUACUGGAACCUUUCAUGUCAGGAGCAACACCUACAGCACUCAGGAUGAAAGCGGGGUUCGUCUGUUUCUUACUGGGAUUCUGGAAGUGGAAUACGGAGGAGUUGCACGUGUAGAGAAAAGUAUUGCAGGAUAUACCAAAUGCCUUAAAGUAGAACUGUCCGGAAGUGUUGAUGGAUCAGGGUUAGGCUACCUGCAAGAAAGUGGCCCUGGGCGAGGUUACAGAUGCGGCAAUGCUGGCAGUGGAGCUGGGCAUGGCGGUAUGGGGAAUAGGAUAGGUUGUGUUCAUGGCAGUGAGACAUAUGGUGAAGCUUGCCUGCCAGUCAGUUCAGGAAGUGGAGGUGGUUCAGGAUGCACUGGCGGUCAUGUCGGUGGAAGUGGUGGAGCUGCUGUCAAAUUCAUCUCAAUUCUGUCUCAUGUAGAAGGUGAUAUAAGGAUGGAUGGAAAUAAUGGAGCAUAUACAUCUGGAGGUGGCAGUGGGGGGUCUAUCUGGCUUGAUAGUGAUGUCUUUGAAGGAUGGGGUGUUCUGUCGGCUUCAGGCGGGAGUGGAUCUUCAGCACGGUGUUAUAACCUUGACCAUAUAAGAUAUGGUGGUGGAGGAGGAGGGGGCCGUAUAAGGACAUUUUCCCCAGGCCUAUAUCCCAUUUUGUCUGGAAGACGUGUGGUGGAUGGACCAAGUGCUGGCUCUGGAACGCUCUGUUCAGAUCCUUUGCUUUGCAAUUGCCCAAUCUCUUCUCUGUGCAGUAAUCAUGGUAUAUGGAACACAACAACAGAAGAAUGUACCUGUGGUGAUGGAUAUGUUGGUACCUGGUGCCACGUACCAUGUUCAUCAAGCUUGACCUGCAAUGGGCAUGGUCUAUGUACCGAUUCUGGUGACUGCAUCUGUGAAGUGGGAUAUGUUGGAUAUCGAUGUGAGCAUGAAUGCACCAGAAAUGACACCUGUAACGGACAUGGUGAAUGCUCAGUAUUUGGGGAAUGCCUAUGUCAGGAUUGUUUCCAUGGGGAAGAUUGCUCACAAGAAUGCAGUGAUGCUGGUACAUGUUCUCUCCUCGGUACUUGUGAUUGCAAUAGCUGCCAUGUUGGGGAAUACUGUGAAAUUGUGUGCUCGGACCAUGGAUCAUGUGAUAAUGGGGUUUGUUCCUGUGAAGUGGGUUGGAGCGGUGAGCACUGCUCCAUUGCUGGAUGUCCAGGUGACGAUAAUUGUUGUGGACAUGGAGUUUGCAAUUCUGCAAUUCAUCAGUGUUAUUGCAAUCCUGGAUGGUGGGGUAAUGACUGCUGCUCUCCAGACUGCCCAGGAGAUCCAGAUUGCAACAGUAAUGGAAACUGCACAGCUCUGAGUAAUCCCCCACAAUGUACAUGCUUCCAUGGAUGGAUGGGUCUCGCAUGUGAACAUGAAUGCCUCCAUGGGAGUGUGGUUGUUCUAAAUGGAGAAUACUCAUGCGAGUGUGAUCCCUGCUGGGUAGGAUCAGGAUGCAACGUCUUGUGUUCAGGUUUUGGCUUGUGCGACGAUACAACAGAAAUAUGUCAAUGUGAUCCUCUAACUGGAUGGAGAGGUGAUCUCUGUGAGGUCCCUGGGUGCCCUGGAAUUGGAGAAGAUUGCUCUGGUCAUGGUGAUUGCAAUAGUGCAGUUCAUGAAUGUACCUGUGAUCCUGGCUGGUCUGGUGUUGGCUGCCACAUACCUGACUGCCCUGGUGAACCAGACUGCUAUGAACGAGGCUUCUGCAAUGCAACAUUCGAUCCGCCUGAAUGCAGAAACUGCUCCACUGGUUUUAUGGGACGUGAUUGCAAUGAACGUUGCAUCAAUGGUCAGCAGCAACCAAUGGACAGUGGGAUAUGUGUUUGUGAGCCAGGAUGGGUAGGCACGAGUUGUGAUUCAGAGUGCUCUGGUCAUGGUUCAAUCAUUGAUGGAGAGUGUGUAUGUGAUGAAGUCUGGCGCGGAAUAUUCUGUGACUACCCUGGUUGUCCGGGUGAUGGUAUUGAUUGUAGCGGCCAUGGAGAAUGUGACAGCUCACAACAUGUCUGUACUUGUGAUCCUGGCUGGAUUGGAGAUGGCUGCAACAUUGCUGAUUGCCCUGGAGAACCAGACUGCAAUGGUAAAGGUACCUGCAACAGCACAUUUGAUCCACCAAGGUGUCUUGACUGUCAGCCAGGCUUUAUGGGACUUUCCUGUGAAGAGCCCUGUGUCCACGGAACUCAAGAUCCUCCAAACAGUGGCAUUUGCCAGUGUGAAUCACUCUAUACUGGUGUUGGAUGUGAUGCAGAAUGUUCUUUACAUGGAAUAAUUGUUGGUGAGCAAUGCCUGUGUGAUCCUACAUGGUGGGGAACUCUUUGCGAUGAACCAGGCUGUUACGGCAAUGGCUCAUCCUGCACAGAUAGGGGUGAAUGCAAUGCAGCUUCUCAUAUUUGUAGUUGUGUGAGUGGAUACAGAGGAAAUGGCUGUGAAUUUCUGGACUGUCCUGGAGAUCCUGAUUGCUUUGGACGUGGUGAAUGCAGUGAUAACUUUGAAACACCACGUUGUAUUAACUGCCAUUGGCCUUACAUAGGAAGGGACUGCAACCAACUUUGUCAAAAUGGCACUGAACAACCAGUCAACAGUGGAAACUGCAUAUGUGAUGCCUGUUUUGCAGGUAUGGGGUGUAAUGCUGAAUGUUCCGGAAACGGCCAAUGCCUCACCAACCCUGAGAGUGGACUUCUCCAAUGCUCUUGCAUCACAAGAUGGCGAGGAGAUCUCUGUAAUGUGCCAGGCUGUCCUGGUGAUGGGGAAGACUGUACUGGACAUGGUGACUGUAAUACAGGUGUUGGGCAGUGCUUCUGCUACCCAGGCUGGAUUGGAGAGGGAUGUGAUGUGCCAGACUGUCCAGGAGAACCUGACUGCAAUGGGCAUGGUGAAUGUGCAGUACCAUCCGAUUCUCAACCAAUCUGCAUUUGUGAAAACGGCUUCUUUGGAAGUGAUUGUGAUUUCUUUUGCAUGGAAGGUGAGGUGCAGGAUGAGCACACUUGCAAAUGUGACAAAUGCUAUACUGGAUUUGAGUGUAACGUUGAGUGCUCUGGCAAUGGAAUUUGUAGAUCUGGCGAGUGCGAUUGCUCCAGCAAUGCACUUCAGUCUAUUCUUGGAAUUCAGUCUUUUCUGGGACCACUUUGUGAGUUCAGAGGAUGCCCUGGAGAUGAUGGUUCCUGCAACGGUCAGGGAUCCUGCAACGUUGACAGCCAAGAAUGCACCUGUUACCCGGGCUGGACUGGAGAGGACUGCAAUGAGCCGGAUUGCCCAGGAGUUCCCAGCUGCUCUGGAAACGGUGUAUGUGAGAAUAGACAGCCAAGGCGAUGUUCCUGCGAUGAAGAAUGGACUGGUGAAGCUUGCAGCAUCUCCUGUGUCCAUGGCAAGAAUAUUGAUGGAUCACGAUGUGUCUGUGACCCAUGCUACACAGGGCUUGGCUGUACAGAGAUAUGCAGUGGCAAUGGCCAGUGUAAUGACGGAACUUGCAUAUGUGACUUUAAGAGUGGUUUCCGAGGUGACCACUGUCAGAUAAAUGGCUGUCCAGGAAAUAAAACAGACUGCAGUGGUCAUGGAUCAUGUAAUACUGGAAGCUGGGAGUGUCUCUGUGAUCCUGGUUGGCAAGAUAUUGGAUGCCAAAUUCCAGAUUGUCCAGGAACUCCAGAUUGCUCUGGACAUGGUGAUUGUCCUUUACCUGCAUCUGAGGAGAAUCCUAUUUGCCAUUGUGAGGAUACUUUCAUGGGCCAUGCUUGUGAGUUCAGAUGCUUCCAUGGACACCCCUCUUUGCUUAACAUGACAUGGGUCUGUGAAUGUGAAGCAUGUUACAGUGGCGUGGAUUGCAGUUCUUUGUGCAACAAUCAAAGCAAUGUAUGUGAUAAUGGGAUCUGUGAUUGUGGAUUUGAUGGAUGGAGGGGAGACGUCUGUGACAGGCAAGGUUGCCCAGGAGAAGGAACAGACUGUAGCAACCAUGGACAAUGCAAUCUUGCUGAUCGCUCCUGUUCGUGCAACCCUGGUUGGACAGGAAUAGGAUGCCACAUCCCAGACUGUCCUGGAGAACCUGAUGACUGCAAUGGCCGUGGUGUCUGUCAUCCCGAGGAUCCAUCUCCUCGUUGCAUCAACUGCAGUGCUGGUUGGAUGGGAGCUGCAUGUGAGGUUCCUUGUGUGAACGGAACCCAAAACCCACCUAAUUCAGGCAUCUGUGAUUGCCAGCCUUGCUUUCAUGGAAUAAGUUGUGACAGCCGUUGCUCUGGUAUUGGUGUGUGCUCCAGUAAUGGUACCUGUGACUGCAUUUAUGCUGCUGGGAAGGGAGCAUUCUGUGAGAUCCCAGGCUGUCCUGGAGUAUUUGACCUUGAUUGCUCUGGAAGAGGAUCAUGUCUCGAAGGAGAGUGUUUGUGCAACCAGGGUUGGACUGGUGUUGGUUGCGAGAUAGCAGACUGUCCUGGAGAUCCUGACUGUAAUGAUAGAGGAGUUUGCUUCUCUGAGCUUGAUGUCCCUGAAUGUCGAAGCUGUGCUACAGGAUGGAUGGGCGAGGCUUGUGAGGUACCCUGUGGUCCAGGGCCAAAUAAUCCUGUACUAUAG